Messenger RNA from Pyricularia grisea, 1011 nucleotides. RefSeq lists its product as uncharacterized. Lineage: Eukaryota; Fungi; Ascomycota; Sordariomycetes; Magnaporthales; Pyriculariaceae. Gene Ontology annotation, biological process: glucan catabolic process. The record is from RefSeq and is a predicted model, not a curated record. The transcript has 5 exons. Gene Ontology annotation, molecular function: hydrolase activity, hydrolyzing O-glycosyl compounds. Bases 1 to 1011 code for a protein of 336 amino acids.
AUGUUGGUCAUCUCAUCUCUCCUCUUCAUCCUUGCCACGUCAGCUGGUGUCCGUGCCCAGUUGAAACUUAGCAGGACUUACGACAAGGACAACUUCUUCGAUCAGUUCAAUUUUCGGGAUAGAGCCUACUUCUUGAAGCUUAUCAAGGCAAACGAACCAACCAACGGCUUCGUCGACUACGUCAGUGAAGAAGAGGCGACAAAGUCAGGUUUGGCCGAGUACCGCGGUGACCAAAUCUACAUUGGUGUCGACAGCAAAGAGCGCGUGUCCACCAACGGCGGUAUCGGGAGGAAGGCCGUGCGGCUAGAGUCCAAGCAGACGUUUGACACCGGCCUACUAGUUGCUGACAUUCAGCACAUGCCCGGAAACGCAUGUGGUACCUGGCCAGCCUUCUGGACCUUCAAUUUCGAAGAAGACCCCUAUAGCGAGAUUGAUAUCCUUGAAGGCAACGGUUCGCCCAGCCAGGACGCAAACACCAUCUCCCUGCACACCUGCGGAGCCUGCAGCUUCCCCAGCCUCAAGGGUCCUGACCUCAGACAAGACUGCGACCUGCACGGUGGGGCAAACUGCGACGGCGGUAACAAUCCUGGCGGAUGCGGUGUGGAUGGCCCCAAGGGCUCCUACGGAACCAGCAUGAAUGACAACGAGGGCGGCGUCUACGCUACGCUGCUCAACGAAGAGGGUGUCAAGAUCUGGUUCUUCCCCCGCUCCAAGAUCCCAGAAGAUCUGGCCAACGGCAACCCGAACCCGAGUGUGUCGGAAUGGGGUGCGCCUCAGGCAAACAUGGAGAGUGGAAACUCGUGCAACGUGCAGAAGAAGUUCAGCAACCAGACUAUUAUUAUCAACACGACCUUUUGCGGCGACAUCAUCGACAACUGGGACCAGCAAACCCAGGGUUCGCCCGAGUGCCGAUCUGCACAGGGCGGGACUUGCGAGUCGUACGUUGGCUCGAACCCGGAUUCGUACAAGGAGGCUUACUGGCUUUUUAACUCCAUCAAGCUUUACCAAUGA